Arabis nemorensis is the source of this 897-nucleotide messenger RNA. The record is from the annotation of a GenBank genome assembly. Lineage: Eukaryota; Viridiplantae; Streptophyta; Magnoliopsida; Brassicales; Brassicaceae.
AUGGGGACGACAUCUGACUUGUCUUCCAUGGUUCGACUUAACAUUGGUGGAAAGAAAUUUUGUACUACCAUUGAUACUUUGACUAACCGUGACCCAGACUCGAUGCUUGCAGCAAUGUUCAGUGGUCGACAUGCUAUGUGCCAGGAGUCCAAAACGGGAUAUGUAUUCAUAGACAGAGAUGGAAAGCACUUCCGACACAUUUUAAAUUGGUUGCGUGAUGGCAUUGUUCCCAAUCUGUCAGAUCCUUAUUGUUCUGAAAUUUUGCGUGAAGCAGACUACUAUCAGCUUCUAGAGCUGAAAGAAAGAAUAAAAGAUUCGAGAAGAGACGUUGGUGAAGUAGAAGCUGAACUAACGCGUGUAGAUAUCAUCAAAUGUAUACAAUCCGAAAGAGUCAGGUUCCGAGGGGUCAAUCUUUCUGGAAUUGAUCUUUCUAAACUGGAUCUAUCCCUUGUGGAUUUCAGCUAUGCUUGUCUCAGGAAUGUAUUUUUCUCUCGUACAAAUCUUCAGUGUGCCAAAUUUCGGGAUACUGAUGCCAAGGGCUCUAUCUUUCACAAUGCAAUUUUGCGCGAGUGUGAGUUUACCGGUGCAAAUCUUAGAGGAGCCUUGUUAGCCGGUACAAAUCUUCAAAGUGCAAAUUUGCAAGAUGCCUGCUUAGUGGAUUGUAGCUUCUGUGGCGCAGAUCUCCGCACUGCACACUUGCAGAAUGCAGACCUUACAAAUGCUAACUUAGAAGGGGCAAAUCUAGAAGGUGCCAAUUUGAAGGGUGCGAAGUUGAGUAAUGCCAACCUCAAAGGAGCAAACCUUCAACGAGCUUACUUGAGGCAUGUGAAUCUGCGAGAAGCGCAUUUGGAAGGGGCAAACCUUGGUGGGGCUAAUAUGACCGGUGCUAUCCGUUAA